Messenger RNA from Spea bombifrons (plains spadefoot toad), 601 nucleotides. RefSeq names its product G protein subunit gamma 8 (gene GNG8). Gene Ontology annotation, molecular function: G-protein beta-subunit binding. Bases 265 to 477 code for a protein of 70 amino acids. The transcript is spliced from 3 exons. Gene Ontology annotation, cellular component: heterotrimeric G-protein complex. NCBI's taxonomy places the organism in Eukaryota, Metazoa, Chordata, Amphibia, Anura, Pelobatidae. Gene Ontology annotation, biological process: G protein-coupled receptor signaling pathway. The record is from RefSeq and is a predicted model, not a curated record.
CGUGCUUUUAGUACCGCGUCCUCCUCCUUUGUCACACCUGUUUCCUCGCCUACUCCCUCUCUCUGGGGAGUCGCGUGAAUUAGGAGCUGUCACCGGGGCUGGUGACAGUCUCUCGCAUUCAGGUGUUGGAGAAGGAGCUCUCCGUCCGCACACCGUCCAUCCCCGACGGUCUGUCACUGUCCGGCGGUCAGCUUCUCGCAGGCGACUUCUUACAGGUGUCCCUUAUUGCUGCGGCAUCGAGGUGUUUUGACGCCGCUUUACAGAAUGUCGAACAACAUGACCCGCAUCGCCGAGGCGCGGAAAGCCGUGGAGCAGCUGAAGAUGGAAGUGAACGUGAACAGGAUGAAGGUGUCUCUGGUGGUCUCCGAGCUGCUGUCGUUCUGCCAGUCUCACUCUCUGUCGGAUCCACUGGUCUCCCCGGUUCCAUCGUCUGAAAAUCCGUUCAGAGAGAAGCGACUUGUAUGCAUCGUCCUCUGAACUCUGCAAUCAGUGGCCUCGGAUGUAUCUUCUAUCUACUGCCUUCCAGGACCCAACAUUACCGUCUCCCCAUAACCCCGAGCAGUCUCACCAUAACCCCGAGCAGUCUCACCAUAACCCCGAG